Messenger RNA from Notodromas monacha, 298 nucleotides. NCBI's taxonomy places the organism in Eukaryota, Metazoa, Arthropoda, Ostracoda, Podocopida, Cyprididae. The record is from the annotation of a GenBank genome assembly.
UAUCAAUUUUUUUUUCUCAGAAUCACAUUUUCUGUGAAAAUUUGAGUCUAUUUUAGCACAUUCUUGCGCGUUACCAAUUCUUUAUUUUUAAUUUAAAAUGGAUCAAGUUAUUGCUUUUACCGACCCCGGAAAGCAGUUCGCGAAGGACUCUCUGCGUUUGGUCAAAAGAUGUACAAAACCCGACCGCAAAGAAUUCCAGAAGAUCGCGAUGGCGACUGCGAUCGGUUUUGCAAUCAUGGGAUUCAUUGGAUUUUUCGUCAAGCUUAUCCAUAUCCCGAUUAACAACAUCAUUGUGUAA